Molecule: messenger RNA, 708 nt
Organism: Paramuricea clavata
Lineage: Eukaryota; Metazoa; Cnidaria; Anthozoa; Malacalcyonacea; Plexauridae
Source: the annotation of a GenBank genome assembly
AUGGGUCAUACAGUUACUGCCAAAGUUCUACUUGACUGUGGUGCGUCAGCUCGUGAGCAGUUUUUUCUUGACACUAUUUCCCCCAUAGAGAUUGCUAAAGUUAAGAAAGACGAACUUAUGAUCGAGUUGAUUGAGCAAAAAAUUAGAGAAGAAGAAGAAAUUAUUAAUCAUAUGAAAUCAAAUUUUAAUAAACCAAUUUCAAACGAAAGCACAGAUAUGGAAACUAGUAGCACUAGCAAGCCCUCAAAUGUUGCAAGAAAAUUAAACAUCAACGUUGGUGACCAAAAAAACACUGUACUUGUACAAGGCUGUGCAAACCGAUGCCCAGAUGUAUAUGGAUGCCACACACCUGGUGGAGGAGAUUUCCAUUGUCGUGGAUAUGUAAAUGAAUGUAUUGCACGCAUUGCUGGUCCAGGGGGAUUUUGGCAUGUAGUGGAAAACAUAAUGAAAAGGCCAACUGUUAAUCCAUCAUCAUUCAAGUCUAAGUUCAAGGACAACAACUAUAACAACAACGAGGAGGCACUUUUGGAUUAUGACGAUGGUCUUUCAAUUGCCAUGAUCAAGUCUUUCCGAAAGUCACCCUGCUUUCCUGAUGCAUCCGAGUUGGAUCAGUGUUUGAAAGACAGUAAAUCCCAUAACAAAAUAUUGAUUGAUAGAUUUAAAGUAUGGGUGAAGCAACAAGAGGAACAGGAUGCCAUAUUUAAAUAA